Messenger RNA from Hordeum vulgare subsp. vulgare (domesticated barley), 988 nucleotides. Its product is annotated as zinc finger A20 and AN1 domain-containing stress-associated protein 8. Gene Ontology annotation, molecular function: DNA binding; zinc ion binding. The transcript has 2 exons. Lineage: Eukaryota; Viridiplantae; Streptophyta; Magnoliopsida; Poales; Poaceae. Bases 141 to 671 code for a protein of 176 amino acids. The record is from RefSeq and is a predicted model, not a curated record.
CCUCCCCCACCUCCCGGUCCUCGUCCCUGGUGACGCCCCCAAUCGAGCCGAGCUCCUCGCGAUUCCCAAUCCCCGCACGCCUCCUCCUCCGGCCCCGCCGCCGCCGCCGCCGCCUCGCCUCAGGCUCACAGUUGUUCAAGAUGGAACACAAGGAGGCGGGUUGCCAGCAGCCAGAGGGCCCAAUCCUAUGCGUUAAUAACUGCGGCUUCUUUGGCAGUGCCGCGACCAUGAACAUGUGCUCCAAGUGCCACAAGGAGAUGGUCAUGAAGGAGGAACAGGCCAAGCUGGCUGCCUCCUCCUUUGAUAGCAUUGUUAACGGUGGCGACGGUGGGAAAGCACCUGUUGUUGUUGCGGCUGUGGCUGCGAGCGCUGAGGUGGCGGUUGCUCAAGUUGACGUGAAGGCACUCGUUGUGCAGCCUGCUGCUGAUGUUGCAGGCACUAGCGAAGCUGUUGCCGUGAGCCCCAAGAGGAAGGAGGGGCCGAAUCGGUGCUCAACUUGCAGGAAGAGGGUUGGGCUAACGGGAUUCAACUGCAGAUGCGGUAACAUGUACUGUUCGCUGCACCGCUAUUCCGACAAGCAUGACUGCCAGUUCGACUACCGGACUGCAGCUAGGGAUGCCAUCGCCAAGGCCAACCCAGUGGUGAAGGCAGAGAAGCUCGACAAGAUUUAGGUGUCCUACAGGGAAGAAAUGGUUGCAAUCUGCCAAGGUUCAUCAUCCAUCUUUGCUGUGCCAUCCUUGCACCUCCCUUUCUUGUUGGCUGCCACAUUUCCUAAAUUGUACGGCAUCGUGAUGCACACUGCGUCGUGGCAGCUGCAAGAACUCAAUCCUCUCAGUCAUUCCGAAUGGUUUGCGUGUUGUGUAACUUUAUUCAUGGUGGUUUUUUCGGUCAGUAUUGUGGCUUCUCAUUUUAGCUAGCUCUGUUUAUGUACUAUUGUCCCAUGUGUGUUAAAUUCUGAUCAGUAAUAGUAACCAGCAAUGGUUCAUCA